Molecule: messenger RNA, 2548 nt
Organism: Eptesicus fuscus (big brown bat)
Lineage: Eukaryota; Metazoa; Chordata; Mammalia; Chiroptera; Vespertilionidae
Gene: SART1
Product: spliceosome associated factor 1, recruiter of U4/U6.U5 tri-snRNP
Exons: 20
Coding region: 63-2483 (806 amino acids)
Biological process (GO): maturation of 5S rRNA; mRNA cis splicing, via spliceosome
Cellular component (GO): U4/U6 x U5 tri-snRNP complex
Source: RefSeq, a predicted model, not a curated record
AGUUUUCCCAUUUUGCCUAUUCGGGGUUCGGUGGCGGCCGGGCUCGGGGCCGACGUACCGCCAUGGGGUCGUCAAAGAAGCACCGCGGGGAGAAGGAGGCGGCCGGGACCACGGCGGCGGCCGGCACCGGGGGCGCCACCGAGCAGCCGCCGCGACACCGAGAGCACAAAAAACACAAGCACCGGAGUGGUGGCAGCGGCGGCAGCGGCGGCGAACGACGGAAGCGGAGCCGGGAACGGGGGGCCGAGCGCGGGGGCGGGCGGCGCGGGUCUGAGACUGAGGCCCGCAGCGGUGCGCACGGGCGGGAGCGCAGCCAGGCCGAGCCCUCCGAGCGGCGCGUGAAGCGGGAGAAGCGGGACGAUGGCUACGAGGCCGCUGCCAGUUCCAAAACUAGCUCCGGAGAUGCCUCGUCCCUUAGCAUCGAGGAGACCAAUAAACUCCGGGCAAAGCUGGGGCUGAAACCCUUGGAAGUCAAUGCCGUCAAGAAGGAGGCGGGCACCAAGGAGGAGCCCGUGGCAGCCGAUGUCAUCAACCCCAUGGUCUUGCGACAGCGAGAGGAGCUGCGAGAAAAGCUGGCAGCUGCCAAAGAGAAGCGCCUCCUGAACCAAAAGCUGGGGAAGAUAAAGACUCUGGGGGAGGAUGACCCCUGGCUGGAUGACACUGCAGCCUGGAUCGAGAGGAGCCGGCAGCUGCAGAAGGAGAAGGACUUGGCAGAGAAGAGGGCCAAGCUGCUGGAGGAGAUGGACCAGGAGUUUGGUGUCAGCACUCUGGUGGAGGAGGAGUUCGGGCAGAGGCGGCAGGACCUGUACAGUGCCCGGGACCUGCAGGGCCUCACUGUGGAGCAUGCCAUUGACUCCUUCCAAGAAGGGCAGACUAUGAUCCUUACCCUGAAGGACAAAGGCGUGCUGCAGGAGGAGGAGGACGUGCUGGUGAACGUGAACCUGGUGGAUAAGGAGCGGGCGGAGAAGAACGUGGAGCUGCGGAAGAAAAAGCCCGACUACCUGCCCUACGCAGAGGAUGAGAGUGUGGACGACCUGGCACAGCAAAAGCCCCGCUCUAUCCUGUCCAAGUACGAUGAGGAGCUGGAGGGUGAGCGGCCGCACUCCUUCCGUUUGGAGCAGGGCGGCACUGCCGAUGGCCUUCGGGAGCGGGAGCUGGAAGAGAUCCGCACCAAGCUGCGGCUGCAAGCUCAGUCCCUGAGCAUGGUCGGGCCGCGGCUCGCCUCCGAGUACCUCACGCCAGAGGAGAUGGUGACCUUUAAAAAGACCAAGCGGAAGGUGAAGAAGAUCCGAAAGAAGGAGAAGGAGACGGUAGUGCGGGCUGACGACUUGCUGCCUCUUGGGGACCAGACUCAAGAUGGGGACUUUGGUUCCAGACUGCGGGGCCGGGGUCGGCGCCGCGUGCCCGAGGGAAACGAGGAGGCCCCAGAGGAGGAGGAAGAGAAGGAGCCUGUGUCUCAGCCCCCACCGUCCGAUGACACUCGAGUGGAAAACAUGGAUAUCAGUGAUGAGGAGGAGGGCGGGCCGCCACCUGGGUCCCCAGAGCUGCUGGAGGAGGAUGAGGCGGAGCUGGAGCUGCAGAAGCAGCUGGAGAAGGGCCGCCGGUUGCGGCAGCUGCAGCAGCUACACCAGCUGCGAGACAGCGGCGAGAAGGUGGUGGAGAUUGUGAAGAAGCUGGAGUCCCGCCAGCGGGGUUGGGAGGAGGAUGAGGAUCCGGAGCGGAAGGGGACCAUCGUGUUCAACGCCACGUCGGAGUUCUGCCGCACCUUGGGGGAGAUCCCCACGUACGGGCUGGCCGGCAACCGGGAGGAGCAGGAGGAGCUCAUGGACUUCGAACGGGACGAGGAACGCUCGGCCAAUGGUGGCUCUGAGUCUGACGGGGAGGAGAACAUUGGCUGGAGCACAGUCAACCUGGAUGAGGAGAAGCAGCAUCAGGAUUUCUCUGCCUCCUCCACCACCAUCCUGGACGAGGAGCCCAUCGUGAAUAGAGGGCUGGCAGCCGCGCUGCUCCUGUGUCAGAACAAAGGACUGCUGGAGACGACAGUGCAGAAGGUGGCCCGGGUGAAGGCGCCCAACAAGUCCCUGCCGUCAGCGGUGUACUGCAUUGAGGACAAGAUGGCCAUCGAUGACAAGUAUAGCCGGCGGGAGGAGUACCGGGGCUUCACCCAGGACUUCAAGGAGAAGGACGGCUACAAGCCUGAUGUUAAGAUCGAGUAUGUGGAUGAGACGGGCCGAAAACUCACACCCAAGGAGGCUUUCCGACAGCUGUCCCACCGCUUCCACGGCAAAGGCUCGGGCAAGAUGAAGACAGAGCGGAGGAUGAAGAAGCUGGACGAGGAGGCGCUGCUGAAGAAGAUGAGCUCCAGCGACACACCCCUGGGCACUGUGGCUUUGCUCCAGGAAAAGCAGAAGGCCCAGAAGACCCCGUACAUCGUGCUCAGCGGCAGUGGCAAGAGCAUGAACGCGAACACCAUCACCAAGUGAAGCCGACCUCCCCCCGGGUCCCCUCUCCAACUUUAAUAUUAAAUAAAGUUCCCUCCUUAUUUUUU